Messenger RNA from Brassica oleracea var. oleracea, 1378 nucleotides. Its product is annotated as mitogen-activated protein kinase 11. Gene Ontology annotation, biological process: protein phosphorylation; intracellular signal transduction. The coding region runs from base 165 to 1283 and encodes 372 amino acids. The transcript is spliced from 6 exons. The record is from RefSeq and is a predicted model, not a curated record. Lineage: Eukaryota; Viridiplantae; Streptophyta; Magnoliopsida; Brassicales; Brassicaceae. Gene Ontology annotation, cellular component: cytoplasm; nucleus. Gene Ontology annotation, molecular function: MAP kinase activity; ATP binding.
GUAUACAAGGAACAAGUCUCAAGUAAACCACGCAAGAAAAAUCUCCUCCAUUUUGUUUUUCUUAGGCUCUUCUCCUAUCCUAUCUCUCCGUAUCUACUUGGCUUCAUCUCGUAUUACUACAGUUCACAAUCUCUCAAUCUACUUUUGUAAGGAGAGAAAGAAAAAUGUCGACGGGAACAUGGUUGGGUGAUGAUGGCAGCGAAGGAGUUGCUAUCAAUAGUGGUCGUUAUGUUCAGUAUAACCUCAAUGGCAAUAUCUUCGAAGUCUCUAGAAAGUAUGUUCCUCUUCGUCCUGUCGGAAGAGGCGCUUCUGGCAUCGUAUGUGCUGCUUUGAAUACGGAAACGGCCUAUCAAGUAGCGAUCAAGAAGAUUGGUAAAGCAUUUGACAACAUUAUUGUCGCCAAGAGAACUCUGAGAGAGAUUAAGCUUCAUAAGCAUAUGGAUCAUGACAACGUCGUUGCCAUCAAAGACAUUAUAAGACCAAGGCAGCGAGAUAAUUUCAAUGACGUUUACAUUGUUUACGAGUUAAUGGACACUGAUCUUCAUGCAAUCAUACGCUCCAACCAACCCUUAACUGAUGCACAUUCUCGGUUCUUUCUAUAUCAGUUGUUGCGAGGACUCAAAUAUGUGCAUUCAGCUAAUGUAUUGCACCGUGAUUUAAAACCGAGUAAUUUGCUGGUGAAUGCAAACUGUGACCUCAAGAUUGGAGAUUUUGGGCUUUCCAGGACUAGAUCAGAGACAGACUUGAUGACUGAAUAUGUUGUUACCCGUUGGUACCGAGCUCCUGAGUUGCUCCUUAGUUGCUCCGAGUACACAACAGCUAUUGAUAUCUGGUCUGUUGGUUGUAUUCUCGGUGAAAUAGUUACAAGGGAGCCGUUAUUCCCUGGCAGAGAUUAUAUUCAGCAGCUUCGACUCAUCAUCCAGCUUAUAGGUUCACCUGAUGAUUCAAGCCUCGGGUUCUUAAGAAGUGACAACACGAGACGAUAUGUAAAACAGCUUCCACAGUAUCCAAGACAAAACUUUGCUGAUAGGUUUCCAAACAUGUCUAUUGAGGCAGUUGAUUUGCUGCAGAAGAUGCUCGUCUUUGACCCAAGCAAACGCAUAACAGUUGAUGAAGCUUUGUGCCACCCAUACCUAGCGCCUUUUCACGACAUUAACGAAGAAACUGUGUGUGAGAGACCGUUCGGUUUUGAUUUUGAGCAACCUUCUUUGACGGAAGGGAAUAUCAAGGAGCUUAUAUAUCGUGAAUCAAUCAAGUUUAACCCUCAAGAUUCUACUGAGUGACUUGAAGAGAAUCUUAGAGCUUUUACAUAAUCUCUGUAUUGUCACAUGCAGUAACUUUGAAAGACUGUUAAAUCUUAUCUUAUUUGAAACUCCCA